AUGGAUGUGCGGAUCGAGAUAAGGAUCGGGAUGACACAGAAAUUGACGCGGCCCCCAGCGACGGCUACGUCUGUCCCAGCUGCCCAUUUCCAUGGUACGCCCUGCGCUAUCCUGGGGAGGUGUCGAGACAGCACCGCCGAGGGCGGAGGCUCUUCGACCCAUCAAGUGGUCAGCCCAAAUUCGCAGACAAGGUGUUGA
Symbiodinium sp. CCMP2592 is the source of this 198-nucleotide messenger RNA. The record is from the annotation of a GenBank genome assembly. Lineage: Eukaryota; Dinophyceae; Suessiales; Symbiodiniaceae.